CUCUUUUCAUGUUAUCUACACCUCCUCAAUCUCUUAUCUUUUAUUUAGAUAUCACUUGCAGCUCUACAUUAGUACUACCAGAAGAUAGUAUAUGCACAACUAUCUUCUCUCCAGACUACGUUUUCUUUUUUGGAAAUGCCUCAACACCGCCGAAGAGUUGUAUCUUGCCCGACGUGUCGCCGUCUCAAGACACGAUGCGAAGUACCCAUUGGCUCAGCUGUCUGUAGUCGUUGCAAAGCCUUGAGAAUACCUUGCGAGCUUCCCCAUAGCGCACAUCGCGUCACCCAGACCUUCAUAAGCCCCGACGGUCCCGACUCCAGGACUCCGCCUAGGCUUGUUGAAGCAUGCAAUUGCGAAGAAAGGCUUACUGCCCUCGAGUCUGAACUGGCGGAGUUGCGCUGCGCUGUGCGCAAGCUAAGCCAAGCCACGACCUCUUGCGCACCACGAACUGCAUCAAGUAAUCAAGAUACCACAACCUCAGUCCCAGAAAUAACUACUGUCUCUCAUGAUAGAGUUGAGGAUCAUACAGCUACAGCCAGGCUUGAUCCACCAGUCGCCCCAGUUCGUGUCAUUCGAAAGAUGUAUACCUGGAUCAACGGCAACCCCGAAAGUCCCAGGGACAGCGUUGAGCUACCUGAGCCGAUCAGGGCGAAAUUAGGCUCAAAUGGACUGGGCUUGCGUUUGAUUGAAACAUCCAGGAAGAAUAUCCCUCGACUGCACUUCUUACAAGGGACCAUCGACAAAGCCUUAGGUGGAGAGUAUAACCUUCUCUCUGUGACCUGCUUGCUUGCAGGGAUGCAAACCAACCCUUCUAUCACCAGCACAGAGCUUCACACGUCGCUCUACGGAGUACAUAAAUCUGGGCUGGCAAGGAUCGCGCUCGAGUCUCCUCUGGGCCUGCCGUCCCUCUACGCGAUGCUUCUGACAUGUGUUUUCAAUUUGACUCUUGGCUACUCUGAUAGUUUUAUCGAUACAUGGCUCUUGAGCGGCUCGCUCAUCCUUCACCUCAUGCUCUCGUUGGACUUCACUGUCCCACAGCAGCAAGCGCCCUCGUCGUUACGUUACACCGAGGACGAUAAAAGACGGAUAUUGACCUGGAAUUCUGCAUGUCUUCAACAUCUCAAGUUUACUAUCGGUGUAGGGAAGCUCUCGGCUGUGCGAAUGGACCUAGCAGCACAUUACAUCGACAUAGUCAAGCACGCAGACGGUUUCAACGAGUCAGACAAAGAAGUUGUCGCCGAACUCGAGCUUUUCAUAUUGCUAUAUCGAGGCAUUGUCGAGGAGCAUGUCUCAGCAAAGCAACUCCAAAGCGAUCUCUCACAAUGGCACACCACCAGCGUCAAAUUGCUUCACCUCGAUGAGAGUCUGGAGUUGAAGUUCGCCCUCUCGACAUUCAGCUUACUCGCCAACAGAUGGGAACUGUCCCAGCUACGGCAAGAAGAAAUCGAAAACGCCCGUGAGAAUGCGAUGUAUGAUCAGUAUAUUGAGCCCAUAUUGAAACAAAGUCACCAAAUUAUACGAUUCUCAAGGGAAAUGACUAAGCAGAAGAGGGUCAUUCACACCUUCGACUUUCUUAUGGGAGCUUACGCACAUGUCACGCUGGUUGAGUUUUCGGACCAUCUCGAGGACAUUGAUAAAACGUUUCGUCUAAUGAAGGAUGUGCAGAAUCUUCGACAGGGUACUUAUGUUUUUGAACCAGUAUCUAGCUGGGCUAUGAACAUGAUGAGGAAACGGGUUUUCGAUACGGUGCGACCAGAGAUGAAUGCACAGACAGAAGCAUGGCCUGGUCGAGAAGUGUGGUGGCCGCCCUUUGAAGCUCUGAGUACCAGAAUGGAGUAUACAUCAACUGAAGUAAGCGAGCUGGAUCAACAGUAAGAUUAUUUGGCAAUAGAAUAUUCUAGUCUGGACACCAUUGUACCGGUUCAAAUGACUAGAUAGAUCAUUCAUGACUUGAGUAAAC
Molecule: messenger RNA, 1960 nt
Organism: Fusarium redolens
Lineage: Eukaryota; Fungi; Ascomycota; Sordariomycetes; Hypocreales; Nectriaceae
Exons: 6
Coding region: 136-1875 (579 amino acids)
Biological process (GO): regulation of DNA-templated transcription
Molecular function (GO): DNA-binding transcription factor activity, RNA polymerase II-specific; zinc ion binding
Source: RefSeq, a predicted model, not a curated record